Molecule: messenger RNA, 2751 nt
Organism: Nannizzia gypsea CBS 118893
Lineage: Eukaryota; Fungi; Ascomycota; Eurotiomycetes; Onygenales; Arthrodermataceae
Exons: 4
Coding region: 1-2751 (916 amino acids)
Biological process (GO): DNA-templated transcription; regulation of DNA-templated transcription
Cellular component (GO): nucleus
Molecular function (GO): zinc ion binding; DNA-binding transcription factor activity, RNA polymerase II-specific; transcription cis-regulatory region binding
Source: RefSeq, a predicted model, not a curated record
AUGGAGGUGGAAGGCGCCCCGUCGAAUGCUUCGAAUGCUUCGUCGCCUUCUGCCACUUCGUCCUCGCAUCGAGGUUCCCCCUCGCUGAUACCGCCCACUACCGAACGAACGAACUCCCACGAAGCUGCUGCGGGCACAGAUGGCUCAAAGUCAGCACAGGAUAGCGGCCCUGCGACCGCGGGUGCUGAUGCAGCUGCUGAUGCUGCACCGAGCGAUCCUCUCGCCGACCUCAAGCGUCCUCGAGCGUGCGAAGCGUGUCGACAGCUAAAAGUGCGCUGUGAUCCUGACCACGACCAUCCAGACGGCUCCUGCAAACGCUGUGUCAAGGCGAAUAGGCGUUGUAUUGUCACCAUGCCUACUCGAAAAAGGCAGAAGAAAGGAGACAGUCGAGUUGCGGAACUGGAGAAGAAAAUUGACGCCUUGACGGCUAGCCUACAGGCGUCAAGAGCGAAGAGUUAUUCGUCUGAUCUAAAUGAUUCUGGGCCACAACAAAAUGCUGAAAGGAGCUGGUCUGGGUCCAGCCGCUGGUCUUCUCAACGGCGGGUAUCAGGUAGUGCAAGCCUGCCCGGAGCUGCUGGGAUAGCGGGAAGCAAGAGGUCUUCCAAUGGAGAAUUCAGGUCGAUGCCGGGGAUGAGACCUCCAGCUAUCCUUCCACAACCCAAGAGCCCUUCGAACCAUGUAUCUUUCAUCCAUACCUGGUUGCAUGGUGAAAAACCCAAUAGGCAGGAAAACAGCUGGCCAGCAUUCGUACCGGAUUCAUCACCAGCCGGACGCCCAGAUCAUGAGUAUGCGGAUGCCAUAGACCGCGGCAUUAUCGACCAGGAAACAGCGGCAAAGGCCUUCACACAUUAUGUCGAGAAUAUGGCACCGUUGCUGCCGGCGGUAGUGUUCCCACCAAACACAAAGAUGGGCGAUGUGCGGCGAGAAACACCCGUACUAUUUCUAUCCAUCCUCUCUGUAUCGAUUGGAUUCUGUGCCCCGAGCCUGGAACCGACUCUGACGAGUGAGAUGCAUAAAAUAUUUGCUGACCGCAUUGUUAUCCGCGGUGAAAAGUCGUUAGAAUUGAUGCAGGCCCUAGUGAUUGCAGCCCUGUGGUACAUGCCACCGGAGCAUUAUGAAGAGCUCAAGUUCUAUCUACUUAUUCACCUGGCGGCCAUUAUGGGUACAGAUAUGGGCAUGAACCGCCGGACAAAACCACAAACUCAAUCAUUAGAGAUCGUAAAGGAAUUGAUGAGUAGGAAAGCCGUAUUUAUUGAUCCACAAUCACUUGACGGUCGAAGAGCGUGGAUGGGCUGCUAUGUUUUAGCUGUCAAUGCCGCCAUGGGUCUUCGACGGCCUCUUCUCACCCGCUGGAACACUUACAUGGAUGAAUCAGUCAAGAUGCUGUUGGAGUCGCCCGACGCCUAUCCUAGUGACCGGGCACUUGUCGAAUGGGUCAAAUUAGGCCACAUCGGCGAAGAGAUCGGCUUCCAGUUCUCUAUGGAUGACCCUUUGACAAACAUUUCUAUAGACGAGCCGAGAGUCCAGUUUGCCCUUAAAGGCUUUGAGACGCGCCUGGAUGACUGGCGCAAGGAAGUGCCCUCUGAAAUAUACAGCCCUGUGAUGGAACACUAUGAGCACGUUCUAAGCAUCUAUAUGCAUGAGAUCGGCAUGCACAUUGACCACAACAUUGAUGACUUCAAACCGCCAUUCCUCCCUGGCCUUACCAGAGAAUCACAGGCCAACCUUGGGACAGCUGCACAUGUGAAUGCACUUACAGCAUGUCUUACCUCCAUUCACCGGGUCCUCGAGCUGUUCUGCGCCAUGGAUCGAUCGCUGAUCCCUUGCCUACCUACUAUACAUUUCGUUCGCACAUCUUAUGCAUGCGUUGCUCUAAUCAAGCUGUACUCUGUUGCCUCAUCACCCGGCACUAGGCUCGCUAACGUCUUCGGCACCGCUGAUUUCAAAGUCGAGUCCUCGCUUAAUAAUAUAAUCAAUCAUCUCCAUACAUGCAACGAAGGAAAUCAAAGUCGAGUUGGUCUCAGAUUCUCGCUUAUAAUUGGCAUGCUCAAGGCCUGGUAUGCGAAACGCAAGGAUAAGAAAGCUGAGCUGGUUUUGUCGCCGUUUUUCAAGUCACGGAUGUCAAAACCCGAGAAGCCAACAUCUACUGCCACUGUUGCUAAUGCCGACGAUAAUGAUACGAAUAAUAAGUCGGCUUCUUUAAGAAAUUCAAGCACUUCCGAUACCCUCGGCGAGGCCGCUGUGCAAUAUCCAUCGGGUACCGCAACAACCAAACAGAAGGACCAGCAGGCUCCCAACACGGCCGCCCGCAGUACUAUACCCCAGCCCUGUGACACUACUACGCCCGGUCAAGCCAUUGUGACGAGCCCCGAUGAAAUUACUGUCACAUCUGCGGCUACGAUUCGUACAUACGGCUCGAGUGACCUUUCGCAGCCAGCACCUAGUUCAGGCGAUUGGCCGCCAUUCGUCAGUCAGAACCAAAUGUCGGCCAAUCCUUACACUACGACGCUAGCCUGCGAGCCCUCGGUGCAGCAGCAGUACAUGAAUCCAACAUUCGGGCCAAAUGGAAACUUUGUUUCACAAACUGGAUUCAAUAAUGUACCUGCCACAAGCAUGGACCAGCAAAUGAUGACCUGGGGACAUGGUACAAUCCCCGAUGCAGAUCUAUCCGCGGUCAUGGCCUUUCAUCCCAGCCUGUGGGACGAAGAGCUCUUCCAGCUCUCGCUUGAGGGCUUCGAAGGCGUCUUCUAG